This is a messenger RNA of Polychytrium aggregatum, 705 nucleotides long. RefSeq lists its product as uncharacterized. Lineage: Eukaryota; Fungi; Chytridiomycota; Chytridiomycetes; Polychytriales. The record is from RefSeq and is a predicted model, not a curated record. The annotation marks the transcript as partial. The transcript has a single exon.
AGCUCUACCCAGUCGCACUACCUCUUUGGCUACGGCUCGCUCAUCAAUCCGUUCUCGCGCUCCCGCACCGUCCAGUCCGAUACCUCCGACUCGAUUCCCGUGCUCGUCUCGGGCUACCAACGCUCCUGGAACUACAACUGCCGCUCCAGCUACACCGCCGUGGGCGUCAAGCGCACCAGCCUCGCCGAGCCUCCAAUCAACGGCGUCCUGAUUCCAAUUGCCGAUCCUUCGACCGACUUCCCGCGGCUGGACGAGCGCGAAAAGUGCUACGUCCGUAAAACCAUCGACCUGUCGCAGAUCCGGGUCAUGGAUGCCACCGACUCGAUCGUGCCCUUUGACCGCUUCAUCCAGACCGACAAGGUCGUCAUCUGGGUCUACGAGAUUCCCACCGCCGACUCGCUGCACGCCGGCUGCUCCCAAGCCGCCCCCACGGACUGCCACCGGCCCUCGCUCGACAUUCCCAUCCCCCAGUCCUACGUCGACUGCAUCCUCUCUGGCUGCCUGUCAAUCUCGCUCGGAUUCGCAAAGUACUUUAUCGAAUCGACCGGCGGCUGGGACGGCCAGGCCUGGCUCAACGACCGCGACGCCCACCCGGCUCUGAUGAAGUAUCGCCCGCACGUCGAGGGCGGCGAGGUUCACGCCGACCCGCAGGUCCUCGACAGCUUGCUCGAGCAGCACCUCCCGACCCACAUCCCGCAGCGGGUC